ACCCAUCAAAGGAUCUUGUAUUCACCACUAUAAACUUCUUUUGAGUUCUGAGAGACCCUAAUCCUUGAGGAACUGUCGUUAAUUCGUUCCUCAACAUAACAAGGGCUAAAAAAAUAACAUAAUACAAUAUUAUUUGAACGCUAAUCAAGGUGGAACAAUUGCAUUCCAGACACGUGUCCGGCAGAGAUUUUCGAGAUAUGCAUGAGAUAAUAAGUCGAUCCAGUGCAAUAUAGUUAAACAAUCAUACAUAAAUUACAUAUAAUUCACCCGUCCACCUAUACAAUAAUUAGUUUUAUUGGUGGAUUUUCCGGAACGUGUUUUCUUUAUUAUAUGUAUCUAUCAAGACAUAAAUAUUAUUGCGUAAACAAAAACCAGUUAAAAUUUCUGGAAUUGUAGAACUUCUCACUUUCUCGGUGUCAAACUUAUAUAAAUAGUUGCAUCCUCUCGACCUUACCAGCUUAUUUAACCACUUAUUGUUUUUUAAACUUUGUAACGAUGAUCACUCGCACACUUUGGCUGGCUCUAACUGUGUCUUACGUCACAGGAAUAACUCCACAGUUCGUCACAGGCACCAACUUAUUCACCGCUUCCAUAUACAAAGAAGCCAUUAAAGAUGGAAAUGAAAACCUCUUAGUAAGCCCACUCUCCGUAGAAGUAGUCUUAGCUUUAGCCCAAUCAGGUGCCAAAGGUGAAACAGCCGAAGAAAUUCGUAGCAACCUCCACCUUCCAAACAAUGCAGGAGAGACGAAAACCUCCUUCAAACAACUCCUUCAAACCUUUAACAACAAGGAAAUUUAUUCUCUUCACACAGCCAACAAGAUCUACGUCGGAAAAAAUUUUGCCAUCAAAAACGACUUCAAAACUCUUGCAACGGAUGUGUUUUUAUCAGAUAUUGAAAAUAUAGAUUUCGGCCAGAGCGUGCAAGCUGCGAACACUAUCAAUGGAUGGGUGGAAGGUCAAACUAACCACAAAAUCAAAGACUUGGUUGAUUCAAGUGGUCUGAGUUCUGGCACACCCGCCAUUAUGGUAAAUGCUUUGUAUUUUCAAGCGAACUGGACGGAUAAAGGCUUUCACGAAUUUCCAAGUUUGAAAAGAGACUUCCACAAGAGUGCGACAGAAGUGGUUGAGGUAGACACGAUGACGAAACAAGCAACACUAAACUACUACGAAAAUACAGAAAUAGGGGCUACGUUUUUAGAACUACCGUUCCAAGGAGGAGAUGCACAUAUGGUCCUAGUGCUUCCCACUGACAAGCAAGGGCUUGCAGACGUCGAAAAACAAGCAGAAAAAGUCUUCAAGGCACAACCAUUCAGAAGUGAGAUUGUCGAAGUGACCAUGCCUUUGUUCAAAAUUGAAAGUAAAAUCGAUUUUAAGAAAAUUUUGCAAAAGUUGGGGGUGAGGAAAGCGUUCAACUUGGGUCAAGCGGACUUCAGUGGAAUUUCUGGACAUAAGGGAGAUGUAGCUGUUGACGGGGUACUCCAGAAGACGUACAUAAACGUGAAUGAAGAUGGAGUGGAAGCCGCUGCCGCCACCAGAAUAUGGUUUUACACGUCGGGCUCCCCUACACCUACUAAAUUUUUCAACGUUGAUCAUCCUUUCAUCUUCUACAUCAAAGCCAAUGAUGUGAUUUUAUUUGCUGGAAGAGUUUUAUCUCCAAGUCAUGAAAAUCUCGGUGUGUCUAAAAUGUUCACGAAUGAGGCUGAUCUAAGCGGAAUUGUUGCUAAGAAAGGUGACUUAAUAGUUGGCGAGGUGGUGCAAAAGACUUUUAUUGAUGUUAAUGAAGAGGGAGUAGAGGCAGCGGCUGCAAUGGAAGUUUUCCCAGUUCUUGGUUUUGGCUUCAUGCGUGGCUGCCCCAGGGAGUUCACCGUGGAUCGACCAUUUAUCUUCUAUAUUAAAGUUCGUGGUGUCGUGCUUUUCGCUGGAAGAGUUGUAGAACCCAAACAAUAAACAUGAUGGAAUAUUAA
Molecule: messenger RNA, 1964 nt
Organism: Zophobas morio
Lineage: Eukaryota; Metazoa; Arthropoda; Insecta; Coleoptera; Tenebrionidae
Product: antichymotrypsin-2-like
Exons: 5
Coding region: 496-1947 (483 amino acids)
Molecular function (GO): serine-type endopeptidase inhibitor activity
Source: RefSeq, a predicted model, not a curated record